Molecule: messenger RNA, 1107 nt
Organism: Aspergillus fijiensis CBS 313.89
Lineage: Eukaryota; Fungi; Ascomycota; Eurotiomycetes; Eurotiales; Aspergillaceae
Product: alpha/beta fold hydrolase
Exons: 3
Coding region: 1-1107 (368 amino acids)
Source: RefSeq, a predicted model, not a curated record
AUGGCAGACACUCCAGAGGUGUUCGAAUUCACCGCGCAGAGACGCUUCCAUCAGCGAUUCAUUCUCCCCGCGACAGCAGAUCAUGGCCCUUUGGCUGUGACAUAUGCUGAUGUUGGGCCGCGUCAGCACGAAGACGGAGCUCCGGUACCUACGAUUUUAGCCGUUCCUGGUAUGGCAGGGAGCCGACUAUGGCUUUAUCACAAAGACCACUUAGCAAAUGUGAUCGGAGUCAGAAUACUAUCCAUCGAUCGCCCGGGGCUGGGCGGAUCAACGCCUGUUCCAAUCGAGAAGCGAGUCUCUGUCUGGCUAGAAACUGUGACAGCGCUGGUGGACUAUCUGUCAAUCUCGCAUGUGGUGCCUGUUUCGCACAGCGCGGGCACCAUUUACCUGUUGAAUUUGCUUGUGCACAAGAGAGAUUUGCUAUGGCCUCAGACACCAAUCGCAAUGCUUCUCGCACCCUGGGUCGAGCCCAAGCAUUCCGAUGUGUUGUCUAUGCAGAUGGCUCAGAUGCUUCCUAAGGCGGUGCUUAAUCAGUGGAACAAACUUAUUGGAUUCACCUUGACUAAGGCAACACCUGCUUUUGGUGCCAGUUCAGGCAUCCUGACGAAUAUGUCUUCCAGCUUACCCGGAAUAGGCAAGAGCCUUGAUCCCGAAGAAGCUGACGAUUGUCUUACCACAUACGGAAUGCCUGUAGAAGCUGUGGAGAAGCUAGAGAAGAUCACCAUGGAGUACAUGUUUACCGAAAGCUCCACCGGCAUCAAUGAUGAGGCGAUGAUCUGUCUGAAGAAAGGGCCGCUGGGGCUGUGGGGGGCUUGUGAGGAUCUCCCGGCUUAUGUCCGGCAAUUGGGGCAGUUGGAACAGGAUCACAAGCAGCAGCAUCCACAAGAGGCGCCCCUGCGUUUGAAAGCUAUUUUUGCGGACAAAGAUAGUAUGAUCGGCUCCAAAGGGCAGCAGUACUUUGUGCAGUGCUUUACGCGUGCCGAAUUGGGAUGUGGUGUGGCUUUCGAAUCCGUGGUAAUGCCGGGGACCGACCACGAUUCUAUUUGGUCAACGCGGACAGGAGUGUUGGGGAAACUCAUGUGGGACAUCAAGGAAAUCGCGCAGUAA